GGGUAACUUCAUAGCAUGCACUCUGUGGGGACCAAUGGUUGAAAUGCUAUUGACUUACAAGCUUACUACAUCCGAUCCAAUUGUGAUGCUCCUGCAGUGUUGCAAGGCAAGGAAGUAUCAAGGACACGUUCAUGUCUCAAACAUGUUCAACACAACCAAGGUCAUAUUGAACGGGGAUGAGGAGGAGUUUGCUGACUUUAAGUCCAGGAUGGCUUUGAGGACUGGUCAGGGACUGAGCUUUACUAUAACUUCGGACACCUCUAAUGAUGCAGACAUUGCAAUGGGACAGCAAGAUCUGAUAACCAUUGAGGCACUAGGGAAACUGCAAGAGGACGGAAAACACUGGGUGUACGGAGAGAUCGUAGCAAUCGACAGCUAUAAGGAUUGGUCGUACGUUUCGUGCAUAGGGUGCAAUAGGAAAGUCUCGCCUAACGGAGACAGCUUUUGGUGUGUUUCAUGCAGCUCUAACGAUGCAGUUCUGAGGUACAAGGUCAAUGUUCGGGUUGUUGAUGGAACUACCCAUGCCUCAUUCUUGCUUUGGGAUAGGGAAGUCUC
Molecule: messenger RNA, 555 nt
Organism: Cuscuta epithymum
Lineage: Eukaryota; Viridiplantae; Streptophyta; Magnoliopsida; Solanales; Convolvulaceae
Source: the annotation of a GenBank genome assembly